AUGGAGGAAGAGGAUGGCUGUGACCACCUCUACAAGGUCGUCCUUGUGGGAGAUGCCACUGUGGGAAAGACUCAUUUGCUUUCACGGUACGUGAAAGGUACGCUGCCGAAGGCUCCGACGGCCACGAUUGGUGUCGAGUUUGCCACACGCACCAUUCCACUGGCCGUGGGUGGAACCGUGAAGGCGCAGAUUUGGGACACCGCAGGGCAAGAGAGAUACCGAGCCAUCACCAGCUCACACUACCGUCGUGCUGUGGGAGCACUCUUGGUCUAUGAUGUGACCAGGAAUGCGACCUUCCAGAACUGCCUUAAAUGGCUGGAAGAGCUGCGGCAAAAUGCAGAGGACAAUAUCAUCAUCAUGUUAGUUGGGAACAAGCUCGACUUGGUUGAGAAGGAUCCCACUGCGCGACAGGUGCACUAUGAUGCUGCGCUGGAGUUCGCUCGGGCGCACAAGCUCCUCUUCAAAGAGGCAAGUGCUGUCACGACUUAUAACGUGAAACAUGUUUUCGAGCAGCUCCUUCAAGAGGUGUACAACCAGGCGUCAAAGAACGCCAAAGAAAGACGCCGGGAGCCAGGCGGCAUCCAGAUCCAGCCGGGCGGCACAAUCCCGGUUCAGGAGGAGAACCCCUGUGGAAAUCAGGCCUUUCUUUGGGACCUCCGCUCAAGAAGAGUCUUCGACACUCUUCGCUGCAACGCUGUUGGAAGGCUUGCUGAAGCGAGUGAAGCCCGUCGCAAGCCGAUCCUUGACGCUUUCCGAGAUCCGAGACAGGAUACCCGUGUGACCCGAAAGCUGUCGAGGGUCGGCAGCUACAGUAGGAGUGUCGACGCACCGACUCUGUUAUAG
This is a messenger RNA of Symbiodinium sp. CCMP2456, 843 nucleotides long. The record is from the annotation of a GenBank genome assembly. Lineage: Eukaryota; Dinophyceae; Suessiales; Symbiodiniaceae.